Raphanus sativus (radish) is the source of this 2708-nucleotide messenger RNA. RefSeq lists its product as uncharacterized. Lineage: Eukaryota; Viridiplantae; Streptophyta; Magnoliopsida; Brassicales; Brassicaceae. The record is from RefSeq and is a predicted model, not a curated record. Gene Ontology annotation, biological process: reciprocal meiotic recombination.
AUGAUCCAUUGCCUUCUCCUCUGCAAUCCAUUCCUUACCUUAUUGCUCCAACCUGCCAGCUUACAUUUUGCAUUUGUAUUCUCUCUCUCUCUCUCCCCCCCUUCUUAGAUUCUUCUUCUUCUUCCUUCGAUUUGGGUUUGCUCUCAUUAGCCCUCUUCAAAGGCCACUUCCUUAAUCAUACGACUGAAACAGAGAUAAAGAGUUACUUGUUGUUCUUCUGUGUAGGAAGGAAGGAGAUUGUUUGAUAUGCUCUCGUGAAAUGGGUUUCUCUCAGGCUAUUCGCCUGAACCUUUCUUCCUACUCUUCUCUCUCUCCCUGCCAUCAGACAAGUGUAAAUCAGAAGCAGAAGACUCUAGUUGCGUUCAAAGGAAAGAGACGUUCUUUACUCAACGUUAAAUCAGUCCUGAACAAUACAAGACCAAGCUUCAACGACAAUGGAACAGCCGAGCCUUCCAAGGUUCUUUUGGAUAAACUAUUCGCUCGGACACAGGAACUGGAGGGCCAAACGAGUCAGAACUCGGUGUAUCCUCCUCCUGAUGAGCCUCUGUCCUACUCAAGCAGCCUUGAGUCUGAACUCCAGGCUGCGCUAAUGGCCUUGUUGAAACGGGAAGAAGAUUUGCAUGAUGCAGAGAGGAAGGUUCUCUCCGAGAAGAAGAAACUAAACCGGGCGAAGGAAGGGCUGGAGAAGCGGGAGAGAGUGAUCGCCGAAGCUUCUUCGAAGCACGAGAGUCUACAAGAGGAGCUGAAGCGGGCCAACGUGGAGUUGGCUUCACAGGCAAGAGAGAUCGAAGAGUUGAAGCAUAAGCUUAGGGAAAGAGACGAGGAGCUCGCUGCUAUGCGGUCGUCCUUGACUUUUAAAGAGCGUGAGCUGGAUCGAAUGCGCGUCGAGAUUUCGAUCAAAAGCAAGGAGGUUUCCGUGGCGAGUUUUGAGUUUGAGAACAAGUCACAGCUCUUGAGCCAAGCCAACGAGAUCGUCAAGAGACAGGAAGAUGAGAUAAAUUUACUUCAGAGAGCACUCAAGGAGAAGGAAGAAGAGCUAGAAGUCUCUAUAGCGGCGAAGAAGCUUGAGGGGGAAAAGCUCAGAGAAACAGAAGCCAGCUUGAGGAAGCAGACGGAAGAGUGGUUGGUAGCUCAGGUUGAAGUGAGUAAGCUUCAGGAAGUAACCGUGAAACGCUUGGGAGAAGCUAACGAAACCAUGGAGGACUUCAGGAGAGUGAAGAAGCUUCUGACCGAUGUGAGAUUCGAGCUUGUUUCUUCACGGGAAGCUUUGUUAUCUUCAAGAGCGCAAAUGGGAGAAAAGGAACUGUUAUUAGAAAAACAGCUAGAAGAACUCGGACAGAGGAGAAGCGUGUUGUCGUAUAUGCAAAGCUUGAGAGAUGCUCGCAGUGAAGUAGAGAGCGAGAGAGUAAAGCUCAGAGUCGCCGAGGCUAAGAACUUUGCACUCGAGCGGGAGAUAUCACUCCAAAAAGAACUCUUGGAAGAACUACGAGAGGAGUUGAAGAAAGAGAGAUCUUUAUUGGAGAAAGCUAUGCUUGAUAUCUCCACCAUUCAAGACGAGCUCGACAAGAAAACUAACGAGUUUCAGGUGUCACAGAGUCUACUUCAAGAGAAAGAGUCGAGCUUGGUGGAGGCCAAGCUAGAGAUUCAGCAUCUGAAGUCUGAACAGGCUUCUCUAGAGCUAUUACUGCAAGAAAAAGAUGAAGAGCUCACUGAAGCGAGGAAUAAACUGGAAGAAGUGAACCGUGAGGUUACAGAGCUAAAGAUGCUUAUGAUCAAUAGAGAAGAUGAGCUUACGCAGGCAGCUGAAUUGCUGAAGGAGAAAGACGUCCACCUUCACAGAAUCGAAGAUGAGUUAGGCAGUUCCGAGAUGCGAGUGAGUGAAGCUGAGAUGGUGGUGGAAAGAAUCGCAGAGCUGACUAGCAGAUUGGUUAUGUCAACCACCAAGGAUCUGAUAAGCGUUGAAGCACUAGAGAAACAACCUCGUGUUGAUUACGGAAUGGAGAACAAGCGGCUGGUGAUGGAGUUAAACUUCACCAGAGAGAAUCUACGGUUGAAAGAGAUGGAGGUUUUAGCUGCGCAGAGGGCUCUGACGUUUAAAGACGAAGAGAUCAAUGUGGUGAUGGGAAGACUAGAAGCAAAGGAGAGGGAACUCAAGAAACUGAAAGAAGAAACUGACAGUGAUAGUGAAGAUUUGAAAAUGCUAUACGCAUUGGCGCAAGAGAGAAUAGAAGGGAAAACAAUGGGUGAUCUAGCCAUAGAGAAGCUUCAGCUAGAGGCAGCUCAGCUCGAAGUGGAAGCUGCAACGAGCGCAUUACAGAAGCUUGCGGAGAUGAGCACAGAGCUUCUAACUCAAGCUGACAUGAGUAUCAUCGAUGCAGAUUCUAGUUUCGUUGUGAUACCAGAUGACGAGGUUAAUCAGCAGGAAAACAGUUGUAUAGACGAGGUAAAAACAGAAGUUGGGAGGCUCUGGUCAUUGACAGAGAAACUCCUAGAGAAUGCAGGAAUGGUUGAUGGUACAUCCACAUGUAUUGAAGGAUUAUGAAGAGAUUAGAUCAUGCAGAUUAACUUUAUAAGGUUCAUCUGUGAUGUGAUUUUUGUGUGUGGAUCUGUAGUCUUACCUGGUGUUAAAUAAAUAUGUUGAGUCUCAAAACUAAGAUUGUUCUGCAUACAGGGACUGUAAAGGUUAGACAUGUAACUGUAUCCUCUUA